Monoraphidium neglectum is the source of this 2527-nucleotide messenger RNA. RefSeq lists its product as hypothetical. The record is from RefSeq and is a predicted model, not a curated record. Lineage: Eukaryota; Viridiplantae; Chlorophyta; Chlorophyceae; Sphaeropleales; Selenastraceae. Gene Ontology annotation, biological process: cellular response to heat. Gene Ontology annotation, cellular component: cytoplasm. Gene Ontology annotation, molecular function: ATP binding; ATP hydrolysis activity. The transcript is spliced from 5 exons. The annotation marks the transcript as partial.
GUACCUGCCUGAUCGACGACUGCCCGACAGCGCCAUCGACCUUAUUGACGAGGCGGCCGCCAAGGUGGCGCUGCUGGGGGCCGCAGCGACGGGAAGCGCAGGCGGCGGCGGGCGCGCCGCCUCGAGCGCUGCGGGCGAGGGCGGCGUCGCAAGGCAGGGGGGUCAGCACGGGCAAAGGCAGGAGCGGCAGGAGCAACAUCAGCAGCUGCGGCAGGAGCAGGUUGGUGCGACGCGGGCCGCGGCCCAUGACUGGUUGGAAGCGAGUGAGGUGUCAGCCACGCAGAGCCAGGAAAAUCGCGCAGCGGCGGUUGGGGUAGCAGCAGUGGAGGCGGCGCGCAUCGGCAACAGAAGCGGCGGCGGGCUGGACUUGUUCGUCGCAGAUGUGGCGGCGGUGGGGCUGCGGGUGGAGGGGCCUGGGGAGCCGAGCCACCUGCAAAAGCAGGGGCAGCAGCAGAGGCAGCAGCAGGGGCAGCAGCAGGGGCAGCAGCAGGAACUUCCGGGUGGCUCAGACCAGGCGUUUGUCCACCACGUGACAGAAAAAACAUCGCAGCAGCAGCAGCAGCAGCAGCAGCAGCAGCAGCAGCAGCAGCAGCAGCAGCGGCAGCAGCAGCAGCAGCAGCGGCAGCAGCAGCAGAAGCAGCAGCAACAAUCGCCGCCCCCUCAGCAGCCGUCACGUGGUGUGGGUGCAGCGCGUGUCUCUACGUGGCAGGACUGGGUGCUUCAGCAGGGCUGGUCCGGCAGCGGCGAGGCGCGGCGGCAGCAGCUGCUCGAGUGGUUCGGCGCCAGCCCGGCCAACCCCUUGCCGGGGGUUCUGGCUUCCACGGCACCGCUGUCCGAGGCCGCCGCUGCGGCCGCGGCCGAGGCGGCGGCGGCGGCGGUGGAGGAGGUGCUCUCGUCGCUGCCGCCCCCGGUGCGCGCGGCGCUGCGGCAGGCGGACGCCGCGGGCCGCGGCGAGCUGUCGCCCGCGGCGCGCGGGGAGCUGGUACCCAAGUCCUGCCCGCACUGUGGCGCGCUGGCCAACGCCAGCGCCCCCGCUGCCACCGGCGCCGCUGCAGGCGGAGCGGUGGUCGCGGUGCUGCGCAGCAUCCGCGAGUUGAGCGGACAAGAAAGCGCGUGGCCGCCGGCAGCCGAGCAGGCGUCUGGCGGCGGCAGCCGCAGCGACAGCGGCGCCGCCCCCGCCGGCGCGGCCGCGGAGGGCCCGGACGCAGCUGCCGCGCAGCCGCUGCCCAUGUGGCCGGUGGUCACCGAGCGCGACGUGUAUGACGUCAUCCACGAGGCCACGGGAAUUCCCACCGAGCACCUGGGCGAGAACGCCGCCUGCCAGCUGGCGUCCCUGGCCACCCAGCUGUCAGAGGAAGUCCUCGGGCAGCCCGAGGCGGUCGCCGCCGCCGCCGCCGCGCUGCAGGUCGCGCGGCUCGGGCUGCAGCCGGAGGCGUCCUCCGCCGCCGCCGGCCGCCCCGCGGCGAGCCUGCUGCUGGUCGGGCCGGACGGCGUGGGCAAGUCGACGCUUGCGCGGGCGGUGGGCGGCGCGCUGCUGCCGUCGGAGCCGGCGGCGCGGCUGGCGCUGGCGAUGGGGGACUACUCCGAACGCCACAGCACCGCGCGGCUGGUCGGGGCGCCGCCGGGGUACGUCGGCUACAGCCGCGGCGGCCUGCUAACAGAGGCCCUCAGAAGGCGGCCACACAGCGUGGUGGUGUUUGAUGACUGCGAGCGCGCGCACCCCGAGGUGCUGGGCGUGCUGAUGCAGGGCCUGGAGGAGGGGCGGCUCAUGGACGGGUCGGGCCACUCGGUCAGCACGCGCUCCGCAGUCUUCAUAUUCACCGCCACCACCGCCCCAGGCGGCGGCGGCGCUGGCGUCGCCGGCCCGGCCGCGGCGGCCACCAUUCGCGCCAGCGGCGAGGCGGCGGCGCCGAGUUUGAGGCAUGUUGGGCUGGGCGGGGGCGGCGCAGGCGGCGGUGGCGGCGGCGGCGGCAACGGCGCGGGUGCCGGGGCUCGCAAGGGAUUUUCAAGCAUCGGCGUCGCAUCGGAGGGGCUGGAGUUCGGAGAUGAGCCCGCCGGCCCCGCCGUUCAGCGGCAGCGGCAGCAGCAGCAGCAGCAGGCGGCAGGUUCCGGGCAGCUGCCGCCGGCCGUCCGCGAGGUCGCCGCGCGUGUGGAUGACGUCAUUGCGCUGCGCCAGCUGGCGCGCGCCGACCUGGCGUCCGUCCUGGACCGCCAGCUGGCGCAGGCGGCAGCGGCGGCGGCGGCGCGCCACGGGGUCGAGCUGCGCGUCGACGCGGCGGCGAGGACUGCGCUGGUGGACGAGGCGUUGCGGCAGGGGCGCGGCGCGCGGCCGCUUGCGGGUCUGGUCAGGAAGCGCGUGCUGGGGCCGUUGGCGGAGGCGCUGCUGGCCGGCGGCGCGGCCGGCGGCGGGGGCGGGGCGGCGGCGGCGGCGGCGGAGGCGCCCGGGGCGCGGGUGGCGGUGGUGGAGGCCGCAGAGGGCGCCGCGGCGCCGCGGCUGGUGCUGCGGCUGCUGGCCGCGCCGGCUUAA